Messenger RNA from Siniperca chuatsi (mandarin fish), 3673 nucleotides. RefSeq names its product inhibin subunit beta Ab (gene inhbab). Gene Ontology annotation, biological process: BMP signaling pathway; SMAD protein signal transduction. The transcript has 2 exons. Gene Ontology annotation, molecular function: hormone activity; growth factor activity; cytokine activity. NCBI's taxonomy places the organism in Eukaryota, Metazoa, Chordata, Actinopteri, Centrarchiformes, Sinipercidae. Gene Ontology annotation, cellular component: extracellular region. The coding region runs from base 978 to 2180 and encodes 400 amino acids. The record is from RefSeq and is a predicted model, not a curated record.
UGUGUGUGUGUGUGUGUGUGUGUGACGGUCGAGCGCGCUCCAUCUGCUGUGUGCAGGACUCUGAUUAUAACAACAAACUCUCUUUUUUCAGUCUAAAAAUUUAUUUCACACCGACGGAGUUUCUCCUCCACGUGAGGUGAUGAUGACACUGCGCUGAGUCACCAGUGUGUGUGUGUGUGUGUGUACGAGCGUGCGUGCGUGUGUGUGUGUGUGUGUGUGUGUGUGUGUGUGGUAUGAAUGAAUCAGGGACACUCUCUCUUCCUCCUCUUCCCUCCUUCCUCCUCUUCUGUCGUGACGUUCAUUCAGGAGGAAACACCACAAACAGUCCUGAGAUAUUCUGAGAGACUUUACUCACAGUGUGUGUGUGUGUGUGUGUGUGUGUGAGAGUGUGUGUGUGUGUGUGUGAGAGAGUGUGUGUGUGUGUCUGUGUGUGUGUGUGAGAGUGUGUGUGUGUGUGUGUGUGUGUGUGUGACUCAGGGAAAUACCUCUGUGGAUGGAGGGAGGGAUUAAACAGCCAGAGAGGUAUAAUUACAGUAACAGAGCAGAGAGGGAGAGUAGAGUGACCCUGCACACAGUGUUCAUUCAGCUCAAACCACCAAACCAUCAGGACCAGAGAGGACUGGAACCAUCAGGACUGGAUCCUUCAGGGCCGGACCUGCAACACUUGGGACCAGAUUCAAAGACCAGACUGAGGACCAGAAAGCCAACCUGCUUUGUGCUCCUCUGUGAACUGUGACAGUCUGUGAGGAUUUGUAACUUCACUGUUGGCUGCUGAACUCUAUUGCUGGACUCUACUGACUCUCUCUGAGUCUGUGAGGCCUUGAUCUUAAGGAUCUUGAACGGGUCACCAGCUGCUUCCUGUUUCUGCAUCAAGACCUGCUGCAUUUGUGCGGAGUGUGAGGGACUGACUUUACUCUACUGGAACUCUACUGACUCUACUGUCAGUGUUGGAGCAUCAGUGUCAGUCAGAACCCGUCAUGUCCUCUCUGUUUGUCAUGUUCUUCGUCGUGGCAGUCGGUCUUCUCGUCAACGCCUCUCCAACGGUCUCUCCAGCUCCGGAGGUCGACGUGGCGUCUCGGCUCCAGGAGGGGGCGCCGUCCUCUGACUGUCCGUCCUGCUCUCUGUCUCAGAUGAGGAGAAACUCGUCUUCAUCGGGAGGACAGAGCGACAUGGUGGAGGCGGUGAAGCGACACAUUCUCAACAUGCUGCACCUGAGCGCUCGGCCCAACCUGACGCACCCGGUCCCUCGCGCCGCGCUGCUCAACGUCAUCAAGAAGCUGCACGUUGGCCGCGUGGCCGAAGACGGCAGCGUGGAGAUCCAGGAGGAGGGCCAGGGCCCUAGGGCCCCAACACCUCCUGAACCACCGUCUGAAAUUAUCACCUUCGCAGAGCCAGGAUCCUCUCCGAACACGGUGACCUUUGACAUUUCGAAGGAGGGCGAUGGCUCGUCAGUGGUGGAACAGGCGAACAUCUGGAUCUUCCUGAAGGUAUCUAAGGGAAACCGAGUGAAAGGCAAAGCGAUGCUGCGGCUGCUGCAUCCUCAUCGUGAUCACGAUGAGGAGGAGUGUGUUUCAGAGAAGAUGGUGGACACUCAUCGCAGCGGCUGGCACACCCUUUCCGUCUCUCGCAGCGUUCAGACUCUGUUGGAUGGCGGAGGCAGCUCGCUCAGCCUGCGGGUUUCCUGCCCGCUGUGCACCGAGGCCGGAGCCUCGCCUGUCCUGGUGCCUGCUGUUGGCGAGCGAGCCAGAGAACGAGAUCAGUCUCACCGACCAUUCCUCAUGGUGGCAGUGCGAGCUCUGGAGGAGGCAACUCAGCGACGAGUAAAACGAGGUCUGGAGUGCGACGGGAAAAUACGCAUCUGCUGCAAACGACAGUUUUACGUGAACUUCAAAGACAUUGGCUGGAACGACUGGAUUAUUGCUCCAUCCGGUUACCAUGCAAACUACUGCGAGGGCGACUGUCCGAACCACAUGGCGAGCAUCAGCGUCUCGUCCCUCUCCUUCCAUUCAACGGUCAUCAAUCAUUAUCGCAUGAGGGGCUACAGCCCAUUUCAAAACAUCAAGUCAUGCUGCGUGCCGACGAGGCUGCGUGCUAUGUCGAUGCUCUACUACAACGAAGAGCAGAAGAUCAUCAAGAAAGAUAUAGAGAACAUGAUCGUAGAGGAGUGCGGCUGCUCAUAAACACUUGUAAAGAUAGAAACACUUCCUGCUUCCUGCAGGAUUAACAUCAAUCAGAUCAGUAUUUUCCCAGUAAAGAUAAAGUAUUUAUGUUUAGUGACGAAGCAUUGUAUUUCUUAUUGGGAGAGACUCUUUUCCACAUUGGAACGACCUGAGAAUACUAUGCAACAGCAACUUUAUCUGUCUACAUUUAUAUGUGUAGUUUGUCUGUUGUAUUCAAUUGUUUGUCUAUUGUUUUCUAUUGUUAUAGAAAACAUGUGAGAGGAUCAUAUUUGAUAUAUUCUACUGUUUACUGAAGGUUCAACCUAUGUAAAAAUCUCUGAUGUCAAGAUACUUGAAAGAAAUUUGUUCAUCUGGCUGCUGGAGCCAAACAUAAUUAUUGUUAUUAUUAUUAAUAUUAUUAUUAUUAAAUAAGUUGAAUGUUCAUAUUUGCAUUCCUGGCAGAGAUUCAGAUUCAGAAGAAAGCCAAAGACAGUCAACACUGAUAAUGAAAGUUUGGUUCAUAAACAAGCAGGGUAGUAGACUAGAGUAAAUUAACUGGACGAAGCGUCAGUUAACAAACUGAGUAAAUUAACUGGACGAAGCGUCGGUUAACGAGCAGUGAAUUAAUUAACUGGAUGAAGCGUCAGUUAACAAACUGAGUAAAUUAACUGGACGAAGCGUCGGUUAACGAGCUGCAAGUGAAUUAACUGGACGAAGCGUCAGUUAACAAACUGAGUAAAUUAAAUGGACGAAGCGUCGGUUAACGAGCAGUGAGUGAAUUAAAUGGACGAAGCGUCAGUUAACGAGCAGCGAGUAAAUUAACUGGACGAAGCGUCAGUUAAACUGUGAGUAAAUUAACUGGAUGAAGCGUCAGUUAACAAACUGAGUAAAUUAAAUGGACGUAGCAUCAGUUAACGAGCAGCGAGUGAAUUAACUGGACGAAGCGUCAGUUAACAAACUGAGUAAAUUAACUGGAAGUGUCAGUUAACGAGCAGCGAGUGAAUUAACUGGACGAAGGGUCGGUUAACGAGUAGCAAGUGAAUUAACUGGACGAAGCGUCAGUUAACAAACUGAGUAAAUUAACUGGAAGCGUCAGUUAACGAGCAGCGAGUGAAUUAACUGGACGAAGUGUUGGUUAACGAGCAGCGAGUGAAUUAACUGGACAAAGCGUCAGUUAACGAGCAGCGAGUAAAUUAACUGGACGAAGCGUCAGUUAAACUGUGAGUAAAUUAACUGGAUGAAGCGUCAGUUAACAAACUGAGUAAAUUAAAUGGACGUAGCAUCAGUUAACGAGCAGCGAGUGAAUUAACUGGACGCAGGGUCGGUUAACGAGCAGCGAGUAUUAUUAGUAUAAAUUAUUUAACUGGUGAAACAAAAACUGAAAAAAUGUUUCAUCAGUUUGUGGUCAUUGCUUCACUGUUAAAAAAAUAAGAAAUGUUGUUGCCAACUUUAUAUAAUUUAUUUGCUUCUUUGCUUUUUUAGCUUCAUCAAUAAACAAACAUGUCAACACUUUA